AUGGCGUGGCUCAGAAGCAAACUCCACGAUCUUCAGAGAUCGUCUCUGAACGCAUCGGCGUCGUCAUCCCUCCGUUGUUCUCAGAGACUACUACGAAAAUUGAAAAACCCAGCAGAGGCGGUGAAGAUGAGUGGUUCUUCCUGGGGAAGUAUAGUUAUUAUUUUGGGAGUUCUUUUCUGCACACAAGUUUAUUGUGCAGCAGAAGGUGACAAGUCUGUAAGAGCAUUGAAAAGUCGCCUUCGAACUUCGUCAACAUGGCGAUUGGUUGUGUCUUUUGCGCAAUCACAGACUUCUCAUGGUCGAGUAAUUUACGCUGCCACAGACUACAAAAAAGAAAUUCAAGCUGCUUGGGAGAAGACUAGAUCAGAUGCCUCUUUAUCGGACGUAGAAAUAUCUUACGUAGAGGCACGAGAAACACCAUUAACCGAUUCAUUGUCUUACCCACUAUCACUUUUAAACAAAUUUUGCAUGGACAUCGAAAAUGGGAAGACAAUUUUAAGCAUUGUAUUAGGCAGCGGUCCAGCAGCGAGGUUUCUCGUCACAGCUGCGUCAUCUCUAAACCUUCCAACUUUAUGGAUGCCAUUUACCUAUAGAGAUUUCAUCCAACAGGGAAAAAGAGCUCGUUUCGAGAGUCGCUUGGGAUCAAGUGAUCGGGAAGUAGGAGCCGCUGCAGCCGCCCUGAUGCACACAGCAAACUGGCACGCGUUCACUCUUCUCAUUGACACAACAUUGCUUCCAGUGGAUUAUCUUCUGCAGACACAUCGAAUAAACCUCACACCCAGAUCGAUUAUCCAUCUUCCAACGAACGACAAGACUUUAAAGUUAAGACUUCGUAGAAUCUCAGUAGAAGGUGGGAGUGGCGGUGUUCUCGUGAUGGGAUGCGACUUGAAUAGCGCACGAAAAAUUAUCAAUGCUGCAAGCAAAUUCGAAAUGCUGUCUGGCAGAUUUAUAUGGCUGUGGAUUGACUUGAAGGAAGAAUUGAGAUCAAACGAACCCAAUUUGAUUGACCCGCAAGUUCUGCAUGGCUCUCGGGUAGGGCUUACACCUGAAGAACAUCUACCGCCCCUAGACAAUUUGGAACGUAACAACAUCAAUCUGGUUCGAGGGCAUGAACUGAAUUUAAAUUUAUUACCUAAUUUAGCGAACGAUAUUCAUAGACUGCAGGAGAGUAGAUGGACAAGUGACCAAAUUGUAGUGAAAAAGCGUCAAGAUAAGUCCGUAAGUAAUAUGGGGGAAGAUGAGGAGGUGGCUGAAAAUGGUAAACUAGCAGACAAAAAGUUAAAUUCUAAAAGUUUUAUGCCAGUAGGAAUGCUUGCUUUAACGCCUUCGAGUUUUCAUUUUACAAAUGGAGACGAUGGCAGACCUUCCACUCGGCGCCUUAUAAGUGGUGAAGAAAUGCUGAGAGCGACUUCCCAGGCUUUGGAAGAAUCUAUCGCUCAACUCAAACCGCAACUUGCGCGACUUCGUGAUCCUCAAAUAAAGGAUUAUUUUAUACCUGAAUGCCUCGCUCAUAGCCAGGCUAAGUUUUUAGCUAACGAGUUUAGAGAAAAUAUGUCCAGAGUCCUUACUAAUAAAUUACGAAAGUCCAUGCAAGAAAUUUCCAGCAAUAAAGCUGAAUUUCAAUUACUAAAUCUGCAAGGUGUCUCAUUCGCUGCCAAUAAAACUCUCUUAAAAUGGACUAAGGUGGGCACCGUUAAAGGAGGCAAGAUUGUACGUCUUGAUACAAUAAUCUGGCCAGGUGGAGGUAUUAUGCCAGCGUAUCUGGAAGAAGGUGGUGAAAAAGUCGGAAUGCCGUUGUUUCGCAUAGUAACUGCUUUAGCUCCACCCUUCACAAUGGCAACGAAUCUACAAGAAGGUCAAUGCCUCAGGGGAUUAAUCUGUCUACAAGGGAAUGACAUCAAAUGUUGUUAUGGUUUUACCAUGGACUUAUUGGCACAAGUAUCGCGAGAAUUGAAAUUCCGAUUCAACCUCUACAUAGCGAAAGAUGGAUUUUUUGGAAGAAAAAAUGGAAGAGCUGGUUCUUGGAAUGGUGUGAUCGGAGAACUGGUAUCGGGUCAUGCUCAAUUAGCAUUUGCGCCCUUGAGCGUUUCUACAAUCAGAGCUGAAGUAGUGGAUUUUACAACUCCUUACUUUUUUAGCGGAGUUAGUCUUCUAUCUGCUCCGAAACAUCGAUCAGAAAUUCCACUAUUAGCUUUUCUGCAACCAUUUAGUCCGCAGCUGUGGAUUGCAGUAUUUACAUCACUAAAUAUCACAGCAAUGGCCGUGGCUGUUUACGAAUGGUGGAGUCCGUUCGGACUAAAUCCAUGGGGCAGACAACGGAGUAAAAAUUUUUCCAUAGCUUCUGCACUUUGGGUCUGCUGGGGGUUGCUUUGUGGUCAUCUCGUGGCAUUCAAAGCUCCUAAAUCUUGGCCAAACAAGUUCUUGAUCAACGUCUGGGGUGGGUUUUCUGUAAUUUUCGUAGCAUCGUACACGGCCAACAUAGCGGCUUUGAUAGCAGGGCUUUUUUUUCAUUCGUCGGUCAGCACGCACCGAAGUCUUUUGUCCCAAAGAGUUGGAGCACCAAAAUCAUCUUCUCCAGAGUAUUAUGUGCAAAAAUCAGAUUUAAGAUUGUGGUCUCAUAUGAUUAAAUAUUCGUUGACUGACAUAGCUGAAGGUAUUGAAAGACUUAGAAAUGGAACUCUCGACAUUCUGGUAGCAGAUACACCUAUCUUGGAUUAUUAUCGUGCCACGGACAAUGGUUGUAGCUUACAGAAGGGUCCAGCUCAUAUCAUGGACGAUGACACGUACGCUAUUGCACUUUCGAAAGGCCAUCCCCUUACCGAAAGUAUAUCUAAAGUAAUUGCCAACUAUACAAGCAAUGGAUUUUUAGACAUCUUGCAAGAGAAAUGGUAUGGUGGUUUACCUUGCAUCAGAGAUGGAGAAUAUGGCAUUGAACGCGAGCAUGGUGGUCAGCCACGACCUCUUGGUGUUGCUUCAGUGGCAGGAGUUUUUUGCUUACUUGGAAUGGGAGUUCUUCUAGGAACCAUCAUUCUAGCUGGAGAGCAUUUGUUCUAUAAAUAUACCUUGCCCAGAUUGCGACAUCGGCCAAAGACUUCUGUUUGGCGCAGUCGCAAUGUCAUGUUUUUCUCGCAAAAACUAUACAGAUUUAUCAACUGCGUGGAGCUGGUCAGUCCUCAUCAUGCAGCUCGUGAACUGGUGCACACCGUUCGACAGGGACAAAUUACAUCAUUAUUUCAGAAGAGCGUAAAACGGAAGGAACACGAACAGCGCCGUCGUCGCAAAAGUAAAGCUCAGUUUUUCGAAAUGAUUCAGGAAAUACGAAGAGUACAGCAAGAAGAGAAGGUAGACAUAGCCAGAAAAGCGUCUGAUGCGCAGCGUGCAGCGAAAAAAGAGGAAAAUAAGACAGGAAGAGAACGAAGUCGAAGCCGAAGUAAAAGCCCAUUGAUGCCAAGUAGUCCAAGAAGGACAGAGAAGAGCAGAAGUUCCACUAAUUUGUCGAGCUCAAGACUGGGUCUAUCUCCCGUCAGCUUGGACCCAAGUAUGAAGCCAAAAGAGUUCACCUUAAGCAAUACGAAUCUGAGAGCAAGAAGUCCACUGGAUACAGUAGGUCGUAGAUUAAGUCACGGAGAUGGCGAUUCACCUCCUCCUCCACCAUAUCCAGGUUCCAAUUUCGGUGGAAGUGCAAAUUUGAGACCAGUAGCGCCACCGAGAGGUGAUUCUAUUUCUGGCUUCAAUAGUCAGCCUCCGAGAUAUUCUCGAAGUCCCGCAAAGAGAGGACAAUCAUUUCCCGUCUUUGCAACUCUGCGACCUCCACAAUCAUCAGGGAAUAAUCAGACUUUUAGAAGUCCUUUACUUUCACCAAAUAGUGAUUUGACCUCUGUUAUAGGUCGAAAAUUGUCAAGAGAGUGGGGCUCCGGUAUCCUGGAAAUAACCAGGUCGUCCGAGGCUAUCGGAUCCUGUUCUACUUUCACACUGAACCAGGAAGCGGCAUCGUCUGGCGAGAGCUCCAAGCGGAAAAAGAGUCAGGGUGAUAUUGUUCCGCUGAAAAAGCCUGUCCGGAGGGCGAGAAGUCACGAGAAUAAAGACACUGGUAAAUCGAUGACUGAUCUACAGUCGCCGAGAUUAAACGCCCAACCAGUUGUGGGAGGUAAAUUGGUGAGUGAACGAACUAAAAAGCAGUUGGAAUCUGAAUUGAAAGCAAUAUUAACAGCUCGUGCACAUCAUCGUGAUUUACUUGAUCCUCCUUGAUAGAUGAUCGAUAUUCCGUAAGAGUUCUAGAAAGCAACCAGCUUUAAAUAUCGUCGCCUCUGAGGGGCUUUGAUUGACACAAGAAAUAUCAAAUUUAUAGGUCAAUUUUUAAAAGAAUCCGAGAGUUUAAAAAGUGGUACUUGAGAAAAGUUUUGCGUAUUGCAUGACGAAAGGCCGAGAGUUUGAGCAAACUUUCUGGUUUGCUCGCUCGUUGUUAUGUACAUUGAUAAAAGGGACAAGAUUAUAAUAAUAGAAAAAUAAUAAUUCUAUCAAUUUUGGUAGACGUGUCUUAUGCAAAUAUUAAGAUAUUUUCUUGUUGGCAUUUUAAAUCUACAUUAACCGUGGGCCCGGGUGAGUCUCUCUUUCGAUUGCAAUAGGAAUAUUAUUUUAAAAUUUUAAAUUUAGAUGUUUUAAAAAAGAGAUAAGAAAAAUAAAAAAUAUUCAGUGUCAUAGUAACAUUUAGAAUGAAAUCAUUUUAGAGAAAAAGUGUUAGUGACAUAGGUGCGUCAAAAUUCCGGCGCUGCAAUUUUUAUUACACGAAGAUUUUUUUACAUACUCCUAGAGUCACCAUUCAUCCAAGUAGUCUAUAUUUAUUAUUAAGUACUUUUAGAGUAAUCGUAGUUUUGUAGAUUUGUGAGAAAGUGAAAACUCGCAUUUGCAGAACUGUACAAUGUCAACAACAGCCAUUGGUUCGAAAAACCAUAAAUGCCAAAUAAUUACAAAUGUAAAGCAAUUAAAAGGAAUUUAAAGCCUCCGAUCGAAAUUGAAAGGGAGAGGUGAAAACUUAUAUCUACAUUUCUGACUUGACCAGUACUGACAAUAAAGGUUUGAGUAAUUCGCAGGCAAGCUUUAAAUAGUCAUACGAAAAGAAUAGAAAAAAUGAUUUGCAAAGCUCCCUCGUAUCAAACUGACAUUAAAAAUAUUAAUUGCUAUUGUAGAACGAGAGACUCGUACAGGGGUUUUCGGCGUAGAAUGACCACUUACAUAUGCGUGAUUUAAAAUUAUAUAGAAACCAUAUUUUCGAUUGGACGAGUCAUUUUCGUGCCGAUUGUGGGGAUUCGAAUUUAAGGGAUGUUGCGAGUCCAACUUGAAAAAAGAAAUCUGUAUUAUACAUUUUUAGUACACAAUUUAAGGGUUAAUUCAUUUACGCCAGACUGAUAUAUCUUACAAACAUGAUUGACAUCGUUUAUUGAAUCGCUAGACUGUGCAAUGAAUAAAUAUCAACAAUUGCAGGAAUUGCUUAAUUGAUCCAAUUGGAAUUGAAAAAAAGUAUUUUAGCCGUCAUUUUUGGAAUCCUUUCGAUCGACUGAAAACGACCUACUUAUUUUCUUUUCUUUAUCUAGGAUGUUGAAGUGAAUGAAUGGGACUAAAUUAAAUACUUCCUACUUUCAAAUGAUUGUUGCGUGAGGCCUUAGGUAUAGUUGUAUCCGCCCAAAAGUUGAAUUAUACAAGUACCAUUACUCUAUUCUCUACAUUAUAUUAAAUAGUUGUAGAUAUUUAGUUUCAUAGUUUAUAUAUAUUACUGUUAAAAUCUAAUCUAUCCUUAAAUUGGUGAAAAUUAUAAGCAGUAGAUCCUCGUAUAUCGUGUCAGUUUGUUUCAAGUGGCAGGAAAGAUGAAUUUUUAUCCAUCAGAAUGUUUUGAUUUUCAUUGAAACAGUCACCUUUCCCUGUUCCCUUUAUAUAUUUGUGGAAUAUAAAACUUUAUCCCUAGUCCAAUUUGCACGUUAGAAAAUGACUGACAUUUAUGAAAGUCCCGAGCGAUCGCACAUGCUUAGCUCAUAUUAUCGAUAUAUAAAAUGCAUCUGUGGCCGAAUCGAUUCCACCCUACCUGCAUCUUACGUACAUAUAAUAUAAUAUCAUAGACUAUUGUCAAUAAUUGACAGCUCGUCUCAGAAAACGAAAAAAAUUCCGAUCCACGACUUGGCCUCACACCGGCUUCAGGACGAGAUCAUGUGCACGGUCUGGCCCUCUGCUCCGUUUCUUAAACGGGAAAACCUGUAUCCAUGAAGUAAUUAAUACUGGACUGGAGGAAUGGAAAAGCCAAAUGUUGGAAUUUUUAGUACCUCGUCAAACUAUGAAUAGCUCAGAAAAUACUGUACGUACGAUCUCGUCCAGAAACAGGUACGAGGACGAGUCGUGGAUCGGCCAGAAUAAAUAGGUCUGAAGUAAUAUGUAUUCUCAGCAGUUUUUGAGAAUUGUGAGAAGGAAUAUAUAUCGCAACGUCUAAUAUUAAAACUCAAUUCUUCUAGUAGACGAGAAAUCUAUACUGCAAUUAACUAAAGAGUGAUCAAAAUACAAUAGGGGGCCAGUCAAGUGUCACCCGAGCCUAAAAAAAUCAAAGAUAGACUUACUAAAUUAAUUUUAGCUCUAACUCUGGAACAGGCGGGAUCUAGCUGUGAUUUAGUUAAGUGGCUGUUUUCAGUUUUAAAAAAUAUUUAUUUAAACAAAAAUGAAUGAUCUCUCUAUACGGUUAACGAACUCACUAAAGAAAACCAUGUACAUAUGUGCCACCCGAAUCAGCGCUGUGCGCCAACAAGAGCAUCCUUUUUUUUAGGUUUCCCCCUCCAUCUUCCCCUUGAUUUAUGAUUUCUUAACCAAUUGAAUCGGUAGUGCCUGUUUGAAUAGCGGCCUAGUGUAUUUUGAUUCUUAUUCAACCAUCGUCAUUAAACAAAUACUUCGAUAUUCCCUUCUAAUGCUGGGUUCAGUGUUAGCUAUUGUCUAACUUUAUCGAAAUUAACACAGUUAAUUGAUCUCGCCAAAACGUACGAAAAGAUCAAAAUUUUUCGUCAAAAUGUAUACACGCGAUAAAGUACGAAGGUAAUUUUAAACAAAUGAUGCACAAAACUGUCCAUAACAAAUUAAAUGAAAAACAUAAAUAAGAUCAUUCGCAUUUCUUAACAAAAAAGUUAAACCACUCAUCAAGGAAACUCAUUUCUGAAUCGCGUAAAUCUAUAUUACAUAUAACUUUAUAAUACUUAAAUAGAUAAAAUCAUCAACAUCGAGGAACAUAAUAACAUUAUUCUAAACACUGCCAUAAUUUCCGAACUGUUGUCAGUCUAGUUUUAUUUGGGGAUACUAAAUCAGUGUUAUAAUUCAUAAAAUAAAAGUUUGAAGUGCAAUCGGAUAAUUGCCAAAUAACAUAAGUUGUAUCAUAAAUAAUUGUCCUCUUUCUAGAUUUCACGAAAGUAUUUAUAACUGAUAUAUGAGACGUGUAAUAAAAAUCUUAUAAUAAUAUCACUUCCAUUGUUUCGUAUAAAAUAGGUCAUAAAAAAAAAGAAAACGGGUGGUUCAUUUUCACAUCAUUAAUAUAAAAAUAUUUUUAGCAGGAAACUAAAAAACAAACGUCUUGAAGAAAAAGAAUAUUACAGUGCAGGCUUGCACAUUUUUGCGUGAUGUACAAAAUAGACAAAGAUGAUUAUAAACAUAAGAAAAUAGAAUUGGUACCAGGACAGGGAGCGUAACGAACUAACCAAAUAAUCCGGACAAAGAGCCGGCAAUUUUCGGGACGAAUAGGCACUCCGUAACUAAUAACAAAAAAGUAAUUUGAAUUUUCUUGUUGGCGUGCACAGGUUAUCUUUUAACCUACCUCGUUCUCGUUACGCCUACAUACUGUUAUU
This is a messenger RNA of Belonocnema kinseyi, 7865 nucleotides long. RefSeq lists its product as uncharacterized. The transcript has 8 exons. NCBI's taxonomy places the organism in Eukaryota, Metazoa, Arthropoda, Insecta, Hymenoptera, Cynipidae. Gene Ontology annotation, molecular function: NMDA glutamate receptor activity; transmitter-gated monoatomic ion channel activity involved in regulation of postsynaptic membrane potential. Gene Ontology annotation, cellular component: postsynaptic membrane; plasma membrane. The coding region runs from base 1 to 4248 and encodes 1415 amino acids. Gene Ontology annotation, biological process: synaptic transmission, glutamatergic; modulation of chemical synaptic transmission; monoatomic ion transport. The record is from RefSeq and is a predicted model, not a curated record.